AUGAAGAAUAAGAAAAUUCUAAGCACCAUCAUCCUCCUCUUCUUCUUCACAGCAUUCUCCUUCUUCAUGUUCAUCAUACAACCAGAUAGAUUAUAUCUAUACGGUGUCGUUUUUGAGGUUCGAGUCAUCAAUGGCUUCAAAAACAACUCGUCUUUGCCUUUAGUGAUAUGGUGCUCUUCAGAAGAGAGUGAUUUAGGAGGGAGGGCGUUGCAAGAGCAUGAUGAUUUCAGCUGGAAAGUGACAACAAAACUUUGGAAGAGAACCAAAUUCUCUUGUACCAUGAAAUGGGAUGCCAAAAGGAGGUCUUUUGAUGCGUUUAAGGUUCCUAGGGACUUUUACAGAUGUGGGAAUUUCAAGAAGUGUUCUUGGUUGGUUACUGAAGAUGGCUUCUAUUUUAGCCCCGAUGAAGUUAAUUGGAAGAAGGAUUUUCAAUGGUGA
Molecule: messenger RNA, 438 nt
Organism: Benincasa hispida (wax gourd)
Lineage: Eukaryota; Viridiplantae; Streptophyta; Magnoliopsida; Cucurbitales; Cucurbitaceae
Product: S-protein homolog 5-like
Source: RefSeq, a predicted model, not a curated record